GGUUAGAGCAACACAAGGAGAUUAGAGGCGUUGAUCAAUUGUACGCUAGCUGAAGAAGAUGAAAAGGAAUACAUCGUGUGUGCUGCUUCCUGUGGCCAUCGUGCUGGUGCUCUUGGGCUCGGCGUUGGCUCAGCUGGACACUGCGUUUUACAGCCGGACAUGCCCCAAGGUGGAGGAGAUCGUCCGCGAGGAGAUGGUGAGGAUCAUCUCCGCCGCGCCCAGCCUCGCCGGCCCGCUGCUCAGGCUUCACUUCCACGACUGCUUCGUCAGGGGUUGCGAUGCCUCCGUCCUCCUCGACUCUACGGCAGGCAAUCCGGCAGAGAGGGACGCCAAGCCUAACAAGAGCCUGCGAGGCUUCGGCUCCGUGGAGCGGGUCAAGGCCAAGCUUGAGGCCGCCUGCCCAGGCACCGUCUCCUGCGCCGACGUCCUCGCCCUCAUGGCUCGCGACGCCGUCGUGCUGGCCAAGGGACCCACCUGGCAGGUGGCGCUGGGACGGAGAGACGGCGUGGUGUCCAGCGCCACGGAGGCGAGCGACGAGCUGCCUCCGUCCUUCGGCGACGUCCCUCUGCUCUCCAAGAUCUUCGCCUCCAAGGGGCUGGACGUCAAGGACCUCGUCGUCCUCUCCGGCGCGCACACCCUCGGCACGGCGCACUGCCCGUCGUACGCCGACCGGCUCUACGCCUCCGCCGGCAACGGCGGCGUCGUCGACCCGUCGCUGGACAGCGAGUACGCCGAGAAGCUGAGGAUGAAGUGCAAGAGCGUGGACGACAGGAGCAUGCUGUCGGAGAUGGACCCCGGAAGCUACAGGACCUUCGACACCAGCUACUACCGCCAAGUCGCCAAGCGGAGGGGCCUCUUCCGCUCCGACGCCGCGCUGCUCACCGACGACACCACCAGGGACUACGUCCAGCGCGUCGCCACCGGAAUGUUCGAUGACGCCUUCUUCAGGGAUUUCGCCGAGUCCAUGGCCAAGAUGGGAAACGUCAGCGUGCUCACCGGAGUGGAGGGAGAGAUCAGGAAAAAGUGCUACGUCGUCAACAAAAGUUACUAUUAACACCUGAGCUCUCAAUAUGCUGUGUGAAGAAGAUGGCCAGAUUCUGAAUAGACGCGGGCGUUUCUUCCGGUUUAUCUGCAUGCAUGU
This is a messenger RNA of Lolium rigidum, 1141 nucleotides long. RefSeq names its product peroxidase 1-like. The coding region runs from base 59 to 1054 and encodes 331 amino acids. Lineage: Eukaryota; Viridiplantae; Streptophyta; Magnoliopsida; Poales; Poaceae. Gene Ontology annotation, biological process: response to oxidative stress; hydrogen peroxide catabolic process. The transcript is spliced from 2 exons. The record is from RefSeq and is a predicted model, not a curated record. Gene Ontology annotation, cellular component: plant-type cell wall; plasmodesma. Gene Ontology annotation, molecular function: heme binding; peroxidase activity.